GUCCCCCAGCAGAAGCACAUUCACAGAUGUCUCUGCACGCGUCUCAACCGUCAUGACAAGGCAGUCCGCUUCUGUGUGAGCAGAGAGGCACAGAGAGAUUCAGAGAGAAUAAGAGAGGAGACGGGUGGGAGGGAGAGCAGGAGAAAGAAGAGGAGAGGGCAAAACACAUAUAUCGCUUCCACUCUGAGGUUUCUGCUCAUGAGUCUGAUCGGGUGUGUUUAAGCAAAAGAAGAGGAAAAAGAGGGAGGACAAUUCAUCCUGAGAGCUUGAAUCAUCUCUUUGCUUGAAAUUUGGCUCUUUUUUAACUCCAUCCCCCAAUGAAUAAAGGUGGCUUCUACUAACACGACACAGUGAUAUAGAGGGAUGCUUUGAACGCUGCCUCUCUUUCAACAAGGGGCAAGAAAGAGAAAGAGGGGGAAGACGGCAUACAGCAAGGAAAAAAAUAAACUGGAUUUCUAGGAUGACUCUGAGUCGACUUGGAAGGUUGGAAUACAAGCCUCACGCCAAAGUCUCUGAAUGAGGGCUUUGGGUGGCCUGUCUGUCCAAGCAAUCAGAAGAAGAGAAUUAGGCAAUGGUGAAGGGCCAUGGAGGCACUCACUGUUAGGUAGCCCAUUGGGCAUGGAGUGUGUCCUUCUCAGCCACGCAUCAACAGUACUGCAGUGAUCCAGUUCUGACUGUGGGUAAUCCAGAGCCAAACAACCAAUCCUUGAGAUGUCGAAGAGAAGAGAUAUUCUUGCCAUCGUGUUGAUCGUGUUACCCUGGACUCUACUCAUCACUGUUUGGCACCAAAGUGCUAUAGCUCCACUCCUCGCUAUCCGAAAGGCCUGUCACCACCUAGUAAAAGAGAUCUUUAUCAUUCCAGAGAGGCUUGCGGUCCACCACCACCGACUCUCAGAUGAUGGUGCCGAGGGCAAGAGGGAGACCGGUGGUCAGGACUCCAAAGAAUACUGUGCCUCAGAUAAGGACAUUGUGGAGGUGGUGAGGACAGAGUACGUGUACACGCGGCCUCCACCUUGGUCAGAUGUGUUGCCGACAAUUCACAUCAUCACUCCCACAUACAGCCGACCAGUACAGAAAGCAGAGCUGAUCCGGAUCGCAAACACUUUUCUCCAUGUCCCAAACUUGCACUGGAUUGUGAUAGAAGACUCACAGAGGAGAACGCCUCUAGUUACAAGUCUCCUCCGAGAAACGGGGUUAAACUACACGCACCUCAAUGUGGAGACGCCUAAGAACUUUAAGAUGCGAGGCGACACUCGUGAUCCCAGGAUUCCCAGAGGGACCAUGCAGCGGAACCUGGCCCUGCGUUGGCUUAGGGAGACCUUCAAAAACAACAACAGCCAGCCGGGCAUCGUCUACUUUGCAGAUGAUGACAACUCAUACAGCCUGGAGUUGUUUGAGGAGAUGAGAUCGACUCGGAAAGUUUCAGUCUGGCCUGUGGCCUUUGUGGGCGGCCUGCGCUACGAGUCCCCGAAGGUAAACGCAGCCGGAAAGGUCUAUGGUUGGAAGGCGGUGUUCGACCCCCACCGGCCCUUUGCCAUCGACAUGGCCGGCUUCGCCAUCAACCUGAAACUCAUCCUCUCCAAGCCACAGGCGUACUUUAAGCUCCGUGGGGUGAAGGGAGGCUACCAGGAGAGCAGUUUGCUCCGAGAGCUUGUAACACUCAAUGACCUGGAGCCAAAAGCUGCCAACUGCACCAAGAUACUUGUUUGGCACACGAGGACAGAGAAACCCAUCCUUGUAAAUGAGGGGAAGAAAGGAUUCACCGAUCCAAAUAUCGAGGUUUGAUUGUACUUUCCUCAAAACCCUGGUGGUUGGUCUUGCAUCUUUGGUGGUGGGAAGCUAUGAAGUUUCUGUAGAACUGUAACUUUAGCACUGAAGUCUUAAAAUCUAAGUGAAGAAAAAAAUGAAGUAUGGCAGGGGUUAGAAAUCUGACAUUUUUUCAAAUGUGGACCAAAAACAUGUAUAAUAUAUCAUAUCAAAGCACAGCAGAGAUGGAGGGUGCAGCCGUUCUUCGAGUCUACCACUGAAGAGCAAAGGAUACUUAUUCCUUACAAGAUUUACUUGGAGGACAACGGCCGGAACUGUCUCUGAGGAGGGAAAAAAGACAGCACAAAAAGAAAAGCAUACAGCCAGCAGAUCGGAGCAAACUAGCAGGUUCAAGAACUUUUUGUCAUCUUCAAAUGAAAAUGGAAAGGAUCUUCAACAAACGGACCAUGAUCUGCACAUUGCACACAACAAGAGCUCCAGGACGUGCUGGAUUAAAGAAAUAACAAAACAAAACAAAAAAUUAAAAAAAAGAGCACUCUCAGCAAUGAAGGAAUGUUGUUUUAAUAACUACAAAUAUUUGCUGUCGUUUAAUUUAACUGGUUUAGGGGUUUUAUGAACACUUGAUCUGCUAGUUUAACUAUCCUGACUCUUACCCUCAUUUUCUGUUGGGUUAUCAUUGUCAAUGCUAUACCAUCAUCAUUUGCAGCAAAUUAACAUUUUUAGCAUCUUGGUUUGAAAUGAAGAAUCAUAAAAAUCCAAACUUAACUUCCUUUAAGCACUUAAAAACUUUAUUUGGGGGGGAUAUUCUUUUUGUGAAGAAAUCAGAGGGAAAUUUUUGACAAAUGCACUGGAAAUAUUGUAUUUAUGUGUGAAUGCAAAACUAUUAAAAUUCCUAAAAUGUUACACAACAAAGCUCAGUUACUGUCUGCAUUCAUUUUACAGGAAGACUGUUGGGAUUUUUUUAAAUUUUAUUAGGAAAACCUUCAGUUUUUCAGAUUUACAAAAGCUUACAAUUUAAAAUUAUGUUAAAUAAAAAAGACAUAAUAUUAAAUCCAUCAAUAAAAACAGAUGUCCCUCAUUAUCUAAUGGAUCUGUGGACAGAAGACAAAAUAAACAUAAAAAAAACAACAUAAUUAGCUACUCAUCAAGUACGGUCUUAUGCUAAAUUAAAAUCCAUCCACCACUAAUUUAUGUUUGGUAACCAUGGUGACAAUUAAAAUCCAAGUACAACACACUAGCGCACAUGAAUUGUAAAAAAUUUUAUAAAUGUCAAACUUGUUUAUGCUACUUUUAUUUAUUUUUUGGUCACACAUUACCAAAAUUUUUAAAUUUCUUGUAUUUAAAAAAAACAAUGUCCCGUUUGGCUAAAAAUAUUUUAAAAAAACUAUGUAUAUUAAUUUGAUGACAGUUUUGGUCCUCUGUUCUUCAUCUGUUAUGUUUCACUAAGUUGAAUGGUGUGAACAGAAAAAGUCUGCAUCAGAUUUUGGUUAUAUUUAAUUUUACAUGUAAGAAAAAAAAGAAUAUAUAUAUAUAGCAGCAUCAGGUAUUGAUUCCUAAGCAUCUCUUUUUUUUCUUUUUGUUUUUUUUAAGCAUUAAUGCAUGGCCCUGGAAAUGUGAUAUAUGUACAUUCUUUUUUUGUGUACAUUAAGCUCCGAAGUCACUGUAGGCAAAUGAAAAGCACAAUAAAUAUAAAUGUUCUUUUUGGUCUGGUUGAAAAAUGGAGGCGGCUGGUUUUAUCUGAUGCAUUACCCUGUAGCUUCGUGUCCAACAUUAACUGGACCACCCAGGAAGAUAUCUGCAGCACUUACGAUAGACGGCAGCAGUAAUCAUGCAGUACAGCUGAUCAUUUUUAAAAAGUUAAUCCACACCUCAUAGCAUAAUGGAGUCUCUCCUCUGCUUGAAAGAUCCAUCCAUCUGCGAUCCCCAGUGGGGCUCCUUAUCUAACGCUGACCCGCUGUAGAAGCUGGAGAUAAUUUUAACUAUCGCCUGACUCCAUCUGUGCAGUCCCCUAACCUAUAACACAGAAUGCAAUAUUAACUGCUGCAAAAAAAAAAAAAAAAACAUAAUCAGAUGCUAUUCUUAAGCUCAGUCAAAGAAUUUAAGUUAUCACAUAUUUUUUCUUGGCACUGAAUGGCCAAAUCUGAGCUGCUUUCAUUGACCGCAUGAUACACAGAGCAGGGAUUAGCCAUGAAGCUCACCAGCUACCCUCCAGUUAUUUAUUCAUGACUUAAUAUUAUUUAUUUCUAUAUUUAUUUUUCACUUUGGAUUUGUAUUGUAAUCACAGCGGUUGCUAUUUUAUUUUUCAUUCAGCUGCUCUCUGGAGCAGCAUGCUCACAGGAAGCAUACAUGGAUUAAUAUGUAGAUCGGUAACAGGAUGGUGUACAAAGCUGCUGCUGUUAGGCAUGUUACACCACAGCUGGUUUCCUUUAAAAAAAAUCAACCUGAAAUGUUUGACACAAAUUAGAGUUCUAGUCUGAUGUGCAAAAAUACCAGGGUAUAAAGAAAAAACAACAACCAGUUGUAGUUUUUUCUCAACCCAGUCUACCUUUCAGAGGAAACUUAUUUACUGUCCUUGUUUCUGAAUGAUGCUUUUGUCAAGGUGCAGACUGAAUAAUGAUACUGCAGUGUACAGAUCAGCAUGUGGUCGGACUGAUUGAAUACGGUUCUGUGAUGUAUUUGUUUGUGUGUGUUGUGUCCUAGAGCAGCAGAACAAUUUAAAGGGCUUUGCCUCAAACAUGAUUUUACUAAAUCUCUUUACAUCUGAUUCAGGUUAUUGUUUUUGCUUUUAUUUCACAGAAGCUGCAUAAAGCAAUAGUUUCCUAACCAGCCUCCCCACAGCUAACAUUGACAUCCUCUAAGGCACAAUACACUUUACACAUAGUAGGUUUUUUUUAUCUCCACUGGCAUAAUCCGCUCUCAUUCAGUUCUUAUGCAUGUGACUCUUAAGGUUGUUUAUUUGCCACAGCAGCUCUCUCGGAAAAAUGUUAGUUGAAUCAAGAGAAAUAAAUAAAUGAAAA
Molecule: messenger RNA, 4784 nt
Organism: Cyprinodon tularosa
Lineage: Eukaryota; Metazoa; Chordata; Actinopteri; Cyprinodontiformes; Cyprinodontidae
Gene: b3gat1a
Product: beta-1,3-glucuronyltransferase 1 (glucuronosyltransferase P) a
Exons: 8
Coding region: 712-1785 (357 amino acids)
Biological process (GO): carbohydrate metabolic process; chondroitin sulfate proteoglycan biosynthetic process
Cellular component (GO): Golgi membrane
Molecular function (GO): galactosylgalactosylxylosylprotein 3-beta-glucuronosyltransferase activity
Source: RefSeq, a predicted model, not a curated record